Molecule: messenger RNA, 1320 nt
Organism: Eriocheir sinensis (Chinese mitten crab)
Lineage: Eukaryota; Metazoa; Arthropoda; Malacostraca; Decapoda; Varunidae
Product: neogenin-like
Exons: 5
Coding region: 279-722 (147 amino acids)
Molecular function (GO): protein binding
Source: RefSeq, a predicted model, not a curated record
CUUCACCGUGGUGCUGCAGUGGGCGGACACCAUGCUGAGCCAGAACCAGUACAACAGCUGCACCACCUUCUCGUCCUCAUCCUCCAGCCGCUACGUCAACGCCACGGAUGUGACCUGCCUCAUUGACAGCCUCAAGCCAUCAACAGUGUGUGAGUUUGCUGUGAAGACCAUCAGGGUGAGACCACAGUGCUGGAAGCCUUCGUUCUUCUUUCAGUAAAUAUUCACUCAGUCCUGCAACACUUCUCAAGGAAAUCCUGCACAGCUGAAUCCUUGCUGUGAUGAGGCACAGAGAAAUUAUGACUCAUAGGCCUGGUGGCCUCCAACACCCUGCUGGUGGCCCGGCCGUCCUAGCCCUCCCUGGCCAGCCAUCCACCACCACCUUCACCCGGCAGCCAUCCACCACCACCUUCACCCGGCAGCCGUCCACCACCACCUUCACUCGGCAGCCGCUGCAGCGGAACAACGGGAGGAUCACAGGCUACGUGAUAUUCCUCACCACGGACCAAACUGUCAGUGACUGGGUGAUGGGGGAAGUGACGGGGGACUGGUUCACCCUUACCGUCCAUGGACUGACGCCUUCAAGGAAGUAUUUACACAAGAUGCACACUCACAGUGUCAAAGGUUUUGGUCCAUUCUCCUCCGUGGAAAGCUUCACGACUCUUCCAGCUGUUGACAAGAGCAUCGGUGAGCCCCCUGGCUGGUGGGUGGAGCAAGAGGCCUGAUUGUGCUGGUGAUCGCUGGCGUGGCAGGAGCCAUGACCAGCUGGGGGCCUUCUUGGCCACCACACUGUACUGCCGCGGGUCAAGGCGGAGCCCAGGCCAAGCAUUGUGUAAGGUGGCAGGACAGUUUCUUGUUGGUGUGUUUCAUCCCAUGACUCAUUUCAGCAAUCCUUUACACUGACUGCAGGAACUUUUUAUUCACUUUGUAAUAUGGAGAACAAGGCUGCAGGGCAUAGUCCACAAAGACUUAAGUUUGCCAAGAUUAGAGAAAGAAAAAGAAAGGUAAACUUCUUCUUAGGAAAUGUUCAAGAUGGACUUUCAUUUUGUGCUAUACAUAGUUGCAGGGUAACAAGUGACCUCUGUUUGUGAUAUCUGUGUCUCUUGGUGGAGCAGCUAACACGUGUUUCUAACUUGUGAUUGCUUGCAGUGUGCUGGCUGGGAGCUAUUUCUUUAAAUGAAUUCAAAUAUGCUUUGUUGAACUCAAACCUCAUGCCUUUAACAUCCAUCCUGUUUUGAAGAUUUCAUGUGCCCUUCCAUCUCCCUCUGGACAGCCCUGCGAGGUACAGCAGCAGCACUCAGUAGUAUUUAGCAGCUAGUAAGA